This is a messenger RNA of Lineus longissimus, 1683 nucleotides long. RefSeq names its product alpha-(1,3)-fucosyltransferase 10-like. Bases 7 to 1503 code for a protein of 498 amino acids. Gene Ontology annotation, cellular component: membrane. The transcript is spliced from 7 exons. Gene Ontology annotation, molecular function: alpha-(1->3)-fucosyltransferase activity. Lineage: Eukaryota; Metazoa; Nemertea; Pilidiophora; Heteronemertea; Lineidae. The record is from RefSeq and is a predicted model, not a curated record.
UAAAACAUGUUGUUUUUUAGACCAAAAUUUCUUCAUCUAUUUGGUGUAAUAUGUGUAUUUUGUACUUUGAUCUUCAUCAUAUAUGUUAUGAUAGACCACGAACAGAUCACUCAUAUUGAAGUGCCUGUUCAUUUCAAGACUACCCUGACAGAUGAGCCAGAUAUUGACCUCUAUGAAAUGUACAAAAUGGCCAAAGAAAAUGAGAAGAACAGGCAGAUUAAAAAAGAAGCUCAAGCUGAGCAAGAUGCUGAAGAUAUUGACAAGAAAAUCACACAUCCUAUCAUUAUAUGGUGGACACCUUUCACCGGCGAGCCUGGCAGAGUCAAGAAAUGUGGAGACGUCUCGUGCUUCUUCACUGUAAAAAGAAAAUAUGCAGCUCAUAAGAAGACCAAGGCCUUCAUGUUCUAUGGAACCGACUUCAAGGCACAUGACUUACCGCUCCCGAGAGAACCACAUCACGAAUGGGGUCUCCUUCAUGAAGAAUCUCCGAAAAAUAACUUCUUAUUUCACCACAAGGAGGUGAUGACUCUUUUCAACCACACAGCAACUUUUAAACGGCAGUCGGACAUGCCACUGACAUUGCAAUAUCUUCCUGGAAUUAGAUAUCUUCAAAGUACCAGAAUGUUCAUUCCGACAGCGAAGAAGAAUGAGAUAAAGAAACGUCUGAAGAUUGCGUCUGUCGUUUACGUCCAAUCAGAUUGUAACGUGCCGUCCGAUCGCGAUGCAUUUGUCAAGAAACUGAUGGAGUAUAUGCCUGUGGAUUCAUAUGGCUCAUGUGUGCACAAUAAAGAUUUACCCAAAAGUAUAAGUGAUGCUGUUGAAGGAAUGGACAAACCAGAAUUCUACAACCUGAUGUCCCACUAUAAGUUUACCAUAACAUUCGAGAAUGCCAUUUGUGAUGAUUAUAUCACUGAAAAACUCUGGCGCCCUCUUUAUCUUGGCUCGGUUCCUAUAGUCUUUGGAUCACCAAAACUACAGGACUAUCUACCAGACAAUAAAUCAGCAAUAGUCCUGACCGAUUUCAAAAGUGUUGAGGAUCUCGCAAAGCACAUCAAAUAUCUGGACGAGAAUGAUAAAGCAUAUGACGAAUAUUUACAAUUCAAGCGGAGAGGGUUCACCAAUACCUUUCUCAAUGAGGCAUUAAAUAAACGGACAUGGGGCAUCAAUAAUGACAGGAGGAAACCGAGUAUGAUGGAUGAAUUGGAGUGCUUGAUCUGUCGACGAAUUCAUGAGAAUCAACAGCGAGAAGCUGACGGCUUGGAGCCGAUCAAACAUAUUGCAGGGUUGGAUCAUUAUGGUUGUCCUGUACCUUUAAAGUUUGGGCUCAAUUUUGAUAUCCCUCAAACAGAACUGAAUGAUUAUUGGCAAGGGUUUUGGAGGGAUGGGGUGUAUGAAGCUGAGUAUUUGUCAUUUUGUGUCAAAAGUAGAAGGAAAUGUUCUGGGGAGGAUUUUCGUCAAUACUCUUAUGCUCGUUCACAGGAAAAAAUUCCAAAUAUUGUAUAAAGGUUUUCAUUGUUGUUUUCAUGAAGUGAGGCAAGCUCCUGAACCACUGAACAUACCUAGCACACAACUGCUAAUCUGUAAUACAAUGUACCUUAUUAACCACAAUUGACAUUUUCAUGUAACCUUGUGCCAUUAAUAAUGAUCUGUUCAUGACAACCUCAAUACUCCAGACUUUUUGAU